CUCAGUCCCUGCCAUGUGAUUGGCUGCCAGCUAUUAGACACACCCCUCUGGUUUAGUAUUCUUGACAUGUGGGUAGGAGGUUCUGUGCAUGGAUUCCAAAGAGCUGCUUCCUAUCUCUCUGCUAAGGUAAACUUGUGUUUAUUCCAAUAUUUCACGUUUCUGGACUGGGAUCUCAGGAAUAAUACUGACUACAGAACAUGAUUAAUUAUAAAUCAUUGCCUAUUGAGCAAUGUAUGAUGUAUCUCAGUACAAACAUGUGCAUUGCUGAGUAUUGUAUUAUGCAAUUAGGGGACAAGCCCUGUGCAACAUAAUAUACCAGAUCACAGUGUUAUUAUGGAACACAUAUAAAUGCAGCAUGGUAGGGGUUGGGCUGUGCAUGAAAUAAUCUCCCUGCUGUAUAUAGCAUGCAUAUCCUGCAGGGUUAAAGUCAGUUUAAUAAUCAUGGCUCUUUGUUUUGGGAUCAAAUAGUUGUUUUCAUUCCUUCUGCAUAUACUUGGAGCACUUUUCAUACGUCUCCCCACUGCCCUAUUAGGUAUUGAGUUGGGCCAUCUGUACUAUGCAUUGUGUAACUAAUUUACAUUGAGAAUAACUGUCUGUGUUGGAUAUAGGUUGCGCAGAGUUCUCGAUGCAGAGGACAGUGGUGGUCGCUGGAGGGGGCAUUAGUGGUCUGACAGCCUGCUACCACCUCAUUAAGGAUGUCACUGUAUCAAAGGUAAGACAUGUACUUGCUCUGUCCCACUGGACCUGCACAGCCCUUGCUCUGUCAUUGAAGAGGGUAGCUGACAAUCCUUAACCCCUUAAGGACCAAACUUCUGGAAUAAAAGGGAAUCAUGAUAUGUCACACAUGUCAUGUGUCCUUAAGGGGUUACACAAUAAACUUUCAUUGGCUGUCUCAUAGAGAAUCGUACUGUCAACUUUAAAACAAAACAAAAAAACAUUACUGCUUACUUUCUUUCUUCUUUGACAUGUACACAGAAAAAUAUGACAAUAUGGUUGCUACAAAGGUACCCUAUAAUCACUACUUCACGCUGUAGUGGUUAUGGUGCCAGAAGCACCCUUGUGUCUCCCCAAUGGAGGUUUAACUCCUUACAUGGGGUCCUUCAGGUUUUUUUAAUGUGCUAAACUCCGCAACGUAGGGCUUAGCUCACUGGCUGAGAGCUAGCCCUGCAGGAGCUUCCAUCUGUCACUGCCAGAGAGCGGCACCUGAUAGACCCCAGGUCAGUUGUUAGAAAGAGUAUGAAUCCUUACAUUGGGGGGUUGUAGUGGUUAUGGUACUUGGAGUUUUCCUUUGAGCAGAGCUGAAGCUGUGUACAGAAUAUAUGAUGCAAUUCUGCUCCGUGUCUUCUAACAGGUCAUACUGCUGGAAGCAAGCAGUCGGCUUGGGGGAUGGAUGCACUCUACGCGGUCAGAUGAUGGUGCCACGUUUGAACAUGGACCCAGGGGCAUUCGACCAGCGGGAGUGGUGGGCAAAAACACAUUGUGCAUGGUAAGUGAUGACCAGAACAUGAGUUAGGACAUAUCUAUAACCGCUUGUGGUUGUAUCAUGCAGAGCCCUGUAUACGUGGGGUAAAAGACUUUGCCUAACUAGGGGAGGGUGCAUCGUCUUGAUAACUACAUGUUCUCCAGGUAUCGGAGUUGGGUUUGGAGAAGAAAAUUCUCCCAGUCCUGAGGAACCAUCCAGCUUCCAAGAAUCGUUACCUAUAUGUCAACAAGACACUACACAAACUGCCUUCCAGUAUAGGGUGAGUGAGCACGCAACUAGUUAUUUGUAACUUCCAAUGUCCAGUCAAUGUAUGAAAUUAUAUUCAUUUGCUUUUUCCUAUAUUUGUCAAACAGUGUUCAAAAUGUCUGUGUUCCAGGCAUUUCAUCUGGCCGUCCAUUGCGUCUCUCUGAGAAAUAAUGACACUGUAAAAAUGUGUUUGGUCAGCUUCCAAACGGAGUCCCUACGCUAUUUCAAUGGUUCCCCACUAGUGGGAACACGUCAGGUCCAAAGAACAUGCCCACAAUAAAUAUAUAUGUGUAUAUUCUGUUUGAAUAUCACGCUGCGAAUGUACAUUUUUGGUUUUAUUUUUCAUGUUUCCUUUUUGUGUUUUACUUAAAGUGGGGUGUUACGAACCAUCCCUCCAUUUACCAAGCCUUUGUUCACUUGUGGCCUCCGUGACUUUGUGGCCCCCAGAGGUAGCACUGAGGAUGAAAGUAUCCACGACUUUAUCACAAGGCGCUUUGGCAAAGAGGUAAGAUAAUUUGUCAGUGUCCAUAAAAUCUUAUUGGCUGAGGGUUCUUAUCCCCUCCUGGUGCCUGUCUCUGUAUAAAGAAACAGACCUUGAGCCCUUAUCUCUCUCUGCAAGGCCUGGGAGGGCUCUGACAAGCUCUGAUCGCUUUAGCAGCAAUGACAAGCUGAGCGGAUAGAUUAAAGCACUUCAGUGGGGGGAGACUGCGUAGGAAAUACAGCAGCUAGUAGGUUUGUUAACAUUUUAAUUAACACUUGGCAGUUUAUUCACUUUCAAUUGAGUUUUAGUCGACACAUUUUAGUAAAAUUAUUAGUCAACAAAAUUAGCGCUGCUAAGCAGUGUUUGUUUUUUUGUUUGUUUGUUUGGUUUUUCUUUCGAUUAUUAUUUAUUUUAUUAUUAUUAUUAUUAUUAUUAUUAUUAUUCUUUGAGAGGCAGGAUAGCGUGACCAGUAUUGAAACCUAAUACAGUUGUGAAGACCAAUACAAAGGAAUAAAAUAAGAGCCGAGAUUCACAAAUAAAUGAGCAAUGGUAAUUGUCAGGAUUAUAGUUGAUCCAGCACGCAGAAAUAGUAUCACCUUGGACUAAGGAUAACGUCUCACCGGACCUUAGAAAGACCGGACUUAAUGUACUCAAGAAUAGUCAAAAUACUAGCCAAGGUCAGGGAUACAGAAUGAGACACAACGAUGAGGGAAGCCAAAAGUCAAAGAUACCAGAUAUUAGGGAAGUCAAAAACCAGAAUAAUACGAUAAGGAACACACUCUCAGAUAACCAGCAAGGGAAACCACGACAGCGCACUGAUCAAAAGGAAAUUUGGGUUUAAAUAACCCUCCUAGAGCUGUAAUUGGCUGUAUGUGGCCUCUGAUCCCAAAACGUGCGUGCAGGUUUAUGACGUGACGUCGCACGCACGUAAGCACCAUCUUUAAUGUGGGCAAAGGCUGUUUCCCCUUCAAAACCAAAACUGCAGCGGCCGGCGUCUCCAGGAACGCCGCAUGCGCUGGGGACCAGGACGGAAGGAGGUCGGGUCGUGAUCUUCCGCAAGCAAGGUAAGUAUUUAUUAUUUCUGUCGGUGUGACCGCUGAGUUUCCAUGCGGCACCGACAGAAUCCCGCCGCACCGUGAAUGUAAUAUAAAUACAAUUUGAAAAUCACAAUUCCACAACAAACCUGUCUGGACUCAGUGCUGGGUAUAGCAAUAAUAUUAAACAUUGGGCUGUCUGUUCUACUAUCCUACACUCCCAAACAUUUGUAUAUCAGAAACUCAAAAAUAUAAACUGAAAGCUAAGUAAAUAAUGACGACAAGAUAGCGAAGAGAAUAGGAAGAGGAGGAGGAGGAAGAAAGGGGGUGAGGGGGGAAAGUGCAAUGACAUGAUGCCCCUACACCCGGUCGAGGCUGAAGGCAAAAUUAUUAGAGCUAUAGUUUUUCCAUGGAACCCAGACUUUGGAGAAAGAGCAUGUGGAUUGCCUGACCUUGGCUGUCAGUUUGUCCAUAAGACCAUUGUCUUCGAUCUUCAAAAUCAAAUUUUUUAAGAGCAGAGGUUCAAUUUGUGUCCACCUAGCUGCUAGUAUCCUAUGGGUGGCUAGUAAGGGCAUUCAAUAGAUUGAGUGGUUUAUUGACCACGUUGCAAAACGCAAUUUGGGGUUUAUUUGGGGGGGGGGAGGUUUUUUUUUUUUUUUACCCCAAUUUGUAUAAAUAUUUUAUAGCUUUGCUGUCUACUAACCACAUUUUGUUAUUUAGUCAACAAACCUUAUGUUUUGUAUAAAGCAAGUUGUUUUGUUUUAUUUAAAAAAAAAAAACCAAGAAUCCUUAGGUUCAUUAGUGGCAUUUUAUGAUGUGCAAUUAUGGUGUCAGGAAAGUUAUUACCCAAUAUCCUUAUCUGCAGUGGUUAUGUUGUGUGCUUGGAGAUCGUGGACUAAGGCAAGUAAUUACCCAGAAUCCCUGAUUUCCCUGGAACAUGUGUGCUUUGUGAUUUAUGCGAUGAGACAGAUGAUUACCAGAAUUCCUGGCUGCAGUCUUGGUUCUUUAUGCUGUAUAAUUAUGGGUUUAUGCUAGUUAUUACCCAGAAUCCCUGUCUGCAUUGGUAACUGUAUACAGUUUGUGCAUACAAUAAAGCCGGUCACUGCAGAGACUCCUUUGUAGCUGGGGCUUAUCUGUGGUCCAGGAAGUCUUGCAAUAAAGGACCACUAUAGGCACCCAGACCACUUCAGCUCAAUGAAGUGGUCUGGGUGCCAGGUCCAUCUAGGGUUAACCCUGCCUGCUGUAGAAACUGCUAUGUUUACAUAUGGGUUAAUCCAGCCUCUAGUGGCUGUCUCAUUGACAGCCGCUAGAGGCGCUUCCUCCCUUCUCACUGUGAUUUUCCGUGAGAAGACGCCAGCGUCCAUAGGAAAGCAUUGAGAAUGCUUUCCUAUGGACUGACUGCGCGCGCGGCUCUUGCCGCGCAUGCUCAUUUAGCCGAUGACGUCGGAAGGAGGAGGAGAGUCCCCAGCGCCAAGGGAGCCCGGCGCUGGAGCAAGGUAAGGGAUUAACCCCUUUCUCCCACUUCAGCCCGGCGGGAGGGGGACCUAUUAAUACUAUAGUGCCAGGAAAACGAGUUUGUUUUCCUGGCACUAUCAUAGUCCUUUAAUGAUGGCUAAUUCUUCAUUCUGUAAUUGUUCUGUUUAACUAUUUAAUGCCUUAUCUCACCUUCCAGCUCGCUGACAUUGUGAUAGACAGUCUGUGCCGCGGGGUGUUUGCCGGUGACUCUCGAGCUCUGAGUCUGCGUGCUUGUUUCCCUUUCUUAUAUGAAGCCGAACGCAAAAAGAGAUCCGUCAUUCUGGGAAUGGCAACAGGAGGAGGUAGGCGUCUUGUGUCAGAUGCAUAUUAAAAAGAUUAAAGGAAUACCCUAUAGUGUUACAGCCACCAUUUAGGUGGCUUGCCCCCCUUAAAAGGUAAGAAAACUUACCUUCCAGCGCCACGUGGGUCUGCUGGCGCUGCCCCAUCCCCACCCCCCAAUCCGCCUUCUUGGCUGACCUCAGCCAAUUGAAUGCUUUCCCUUAAGAAAAGCAUUGGAGUGGCUGAGAUCGUCAAGGACGCUGGGCAGGGCCAAAUGCCAGCUUGGCCAAUCGGCAUCUCCUCAUAGAGAUGCAUUGAAUCAAUUAAUCUCUAUGUGGAAAGUUCAAUGUCUCCAUGGAGAACCUGAACGUCUGUGCCCAGAUGCCCACUGGAGGUGUUCCUAGGGAGCAAUGUAAACACUACCCUUUUUUUCACAAAUAAAGCAAUCUGACAGUAGAAAUCACCUAAUCUGAUAGAUUUUGAAAAAAUAGAGCAAAAUAUAACUUAAAAUAUUUAGUAAUUCAGUUGUUUUUAUUGUAAGGAAAAAAAAGUAGAUUACAUAAAUUGGACAUGACAGUUUUUAUAUAUUAUUUGACCAAAAUAUAUAUAUAUAUAUAUAUAUAUAUAUAUAUUCUAUAGAGAAUAUUUCAGAUCAUAACAUUCAGUACAGAGAGCUGCAGUUUGGGAUCUGUUAAUUCUUUCGGUGCUUUGAAUUCUCUCCUAGAUAAGCGCCCUCAGCCGGACUCUGAGCUCAUCAAAAGGUCCACACAGGAGAAGUGGAGUCAAUGGUCACUGCAGGAUGGAUUACAGACUCUCUCAGAAGCCCUGGAGGAAUUUAUAAAACAGAAGGGGGUAGAAGUUCACAAGAACACGCCAGUGAAAGCCCUUGAGAGGACUGCGGACAACCGAUGGAAGGUACCCGCAUGGGGGUGAUUUAAUGUGAUAUGUGGGCCAGAUCCUCUUCUCUUUUAAUUUGUUUGUUGCUUUGCUGGGCAGAUCCUACUACCAGAGGGCAGCAUUACAGCCGAUCAUCUGUUCAGCUCUCUCCCUGCAAAAGGUAACAUUUAUUAUACAUCGACAAAGCGACGACAUACGCCUCUGCAUUGUACACCUCAGAACUCAAGCAAAUCCUCAUCCGUACAAAGGAGUUUAUUCGCAAGUCACCAAAUUGUCCUGGGCAAAACUGAAUUUUAAUUAACACUAAAAUAGACAAGCUACGAUUUAUAGCAAAGUUGAAGAAUUUCUCCAAAUCUAGCUAUCUGUUAUUGCCUAAAUUUUGUCAUUUGAGUUUUAGAUUACUGCAGUUCAGCAUGCACCGAAAAAAAACCAACUUUGUGGCACAGACUGCAUGUCAACAUAACAGAGAAAAAAAGGGAAAGGGUGCGCCUUAAAAAGUAGUAAUAAAGAUAGUAUAUACACAAGUGGAUAAUAAGAUAAAGUCCAAAUAACUUAACACUAGUCCAAUGUAGUGUAAUCCACAGUAGUAGGGAAAAUUCUUGUAGAACAGCAGAUUAGAUGGAUCGUCACGGGUGUGGACUUUUAAUUCAAUGGAACUUAUGGGGAAAAAAACACAAAGACGGAACUCCAAUGGUCCAGUAGGUAGAUACACUUAGAUAUUGGAAUUAUGGCAAUAAGGAACUACUCACAAUCUCCAGAGCUAAAAUCCAGCUCUGGUAUGGAAUGCGUGAAGUGUAAUGAUCCCCACUCAAGGAUAUAUGGAGUGUAACCAGCUAGAGGAUGUGUAUAGCAAUGCAGUAGUCCAACAGCGGUGUGGUUCACUGUAUCUUAUUAAAAUCGAAAGAUAAAAGUAUGAAAUGUACUCACAGUUGUAUAGCGUAUGGGUGGUAAUACCCACCUAAGGAUUCUUUGCUUCUUUUAGGUGAUGAACAUCAAUAUAGUCAGGUUAAAAGCAAAAAUAAAAGAAAGGAAUAUGGCAGCCAAGGUAUUCAGAGCCAAAAAUUCCUUUAUUGUAACAAAUAAAAAUACUUUUCUAGACGCGUUUCGCCUAAACAGGCUUCUUCAAGUAGAAAAUAGUAAAAACAUAAACCUAACAUACAUGACUUUAUAUAUAGGGUACAUUAAUUGAAUUGGAAUUUGAAUAUUUCCUCCAAAAUGACAUCAUCAAAAUCUUAGUGUAAAGAUACAUAAUUAAAAAUGAAUGCUGAUAUUAAAUAAGCUAUUUAAAUAUAUCCAGGGUUAUAAGUGGUUAUAAAUAUUAUUUACAAAAACAAGGUUUUAAUAUGCUAAAAAUAAAGUAUAAAGCGAAUCAAGUGACGCGCAUGUGUGACAUGUCAUAAUUCCCUUUUAUUUCAGAAGUCUGGUCCUUAAGGGCUUAAAUAAGAUAGAUAAAAUACAAAUAAAAUAAGAGAAACACUGUUAAUAAAAAAAUAUAUAAUAGAUAUUAUAAAAAAUUUAAAAGAUCAAAAUCUAUAUUUAGACCCUAUGGGGCAAGAGUCUUUGAUUUAUAUACCCAUUCCAUUUCUCUGCUCCCUAAAAUCUUUUUUUAUAUCUCCACCUCUCUAUGGGACACUACAUAUAUCUAUGCCUAUACAUUUAAGAAGUUUUUAAGUUGUUUGUUUUUUGUUUUGUUUUUUCGUGUUUUAAAAAAAAUGUUUUGAUAAUGAAUGGGUCUCAUAACCUUUUAAAAUAUUCUGGCAGUGUUCUGCCAGUCUGGUUUUAAGAUUCCUAGUAGUCAUGCCAACAUAAAUUACAUUCUUUGUAUUACAGUUGAUAAAAUAUUUUAUAGGAUAUGUUUUCUGUUUAAUUGAUGAUUUAAAAGAGGUGUUUUUUAACUUAAUAGUAUCAUCCGUACUUUGCAGACUGCAUUUGUUACAUUCUAAAAAAAAACUUUUGGUUUAGUUAGAAAAGAGGAGGAGCAUGAGGAAGGAGUAGUGGUUUUUAGUAUAAUUUUUUGUCAGUAUGGAUUUAAAGCUGGGUGCCCCUCUAAAUACAACGUGUGGUUUAUUGGGGAUAAUUCCUGUUUUAAUAUAUGCCAAUUUUUUUUGUCUUUUUUUUUUUUUUUAAUUCUUUAUUCCAAGGCAGACCAGUACACUGAAAACAUGAUGCAUCAAAACAUUGUAAAAUAUUGUUACACCGUGCAAAACAGUAUUGUAUGGUAUUUGCAAUAACAGUAAGCUAACAAUCUUUGCACCCCCUUACUGCAACAUAGUAACAUGAAGUGUAUCUAUCAUCCACUACAGCACUGUAUCUCUGUCCUCCCUGGUAGAUUUUUGUUUUACACGAAAAAUAUAAGAGACAUAACAAGGCUAAGACCGCCAAACAUUUCUUUUGUUAAAGGACCACUAUAGUGCCAGGAAAACAUACUAGGGGAAAAGGGGUUAAACUUACCUUUUUUCCAGCGCUGGGCGGAGAGCUCUCCUCCUCCGAUCCGCCCGUCGGCUGAAUGCACACGCGCGGCAAGAGCUGCGCGCGCAUUCAGCCGGUCACAUAGGAAAGCAUUCUCAAUGCUUUCCUAUGGACGCUGGCGUGCUCUCACUGUGAAAAUCACAGUGAGAAGCACGCAAGCGCCUCUAAUGGCUGUCAAUGAGACAGCCACUAGAGGGAAUGGGGGAAGGCUUAACCCAUUCAUAAACAUAGCAGUUUCUCUGAAACUGCUAUGUUUAUGAAAAAAUGGGUUAACCCUAGAAGGACCUGGCACCCAGACCACUUCAUUAAGCUGAAGUGGUCUGGGUGCCUAGAGUGGUCCUUUAAUAGAACAUGCCCCAUCCAUUUCCCUGCGAUUAUGCACGGGCCUCAUAUGUCUUUUUCUCUAGCUCUAUCGAAUUAUUAUCCUUUUGCACCUAUUAUCGUCUAAACAUAUCCUUUAGCAGUGCCAUUUGUUAUGCCAAUGUUUAUUAAUAAUCUUCUUCAUAACAUUGCUUUUGUUAUUAAAGCCUUUCUAGCCAUACCUGCAUGUCAACAUAACUCAAUUCUGUUCUAUAUUUCCGCAGUUCUAAGCCAGUUGCUUCCUCCAUUUGCCAAAACUAUGGCAGCCGAUCUCAGCAAGAUCUCAUCAGCCACGGUGGCUGUGGUGAAUUUGGAAUAUGAUGGAGAUGUCAUGCCAGUUUCAGUAAGAAUCGUUGUCUUUAUUAGAAGUACUGAUCGGUCAUUAAUGCACUUUGACCUUUGGCAGGAAUGACCCCUUAAUACAUUAGUCUUUAGGAAGAACUGGCUUUGUGUCACUUAGUUAGGACUGGUAUUUUUGUUCUGUUUUUUUUUUUGUUUUGUUUGUUUUUUAAACUAAAUUCUUUUGAUAAAAUGUUUACCUUUUCUUGUCCCAAGCCUGGUUUAAUAUAACAUGUAUGCUGUGAUAGAACAAAAUAAAAAAUUCUAUCUUUAAAAGUAAAACAAAUGAUCAAUACACAAGGCUGGUGUACUAAUUAUUCAAUGUGAGAAUUCAUGAUCUUUUGAUUCGAAAUUUGCUUUGAAUUCGGACAUUAAUUAAUAACCGGUAGAUGGGUAGUGUCUUGACAUGGAUCUUUUCCACUGGUAUCAUAAUCACUAUAAACAUAAGUUGACAUCAAUAAUUUAUAAAAAAAAAAAAGCAUAAAACAGACCUGAUAGAACCCAGGAUUGUUUAACUAUGGAUUCUGUUUCAGCUGAGCUUAUUUUGCCUCUCAGGGUUUCGGACAUCUAAUCCCAUCAUUUGAAGACCCUGUUUUACUGGGCAUCGUUUACGAUUCUCUUGCAUUUCCAGAACAUAACCGCAGGGGAUCAAAGUCCACGAGACUCACGGUAAUUACAGCAGUUCUGCAAAAAUAUUUCCCUUUUAUAAUCCUUUUGUUUAUGGAGUUUUGAAGGAGUACAUUCCUAAUAGUUGUGUAUAACAUUAUUUUUAUUUGUAUGUGUAAUCUCUUUUCACAAUCUUUCUUAGGCUCUUUUUACUGCUUGAAUACAUUUACGAUGUAGAAAAUUUUAAACAAUGGCUGCACCCACCUGUAAAAUGACUGUUUGUUUUCAGUGCUGUUCGCUCACCAAUCACUGUCCUGUCCAGAAUUCGGCUCUCCUGGGUGGCAAUACUCCAAGCAAUUUAGACAUUGGAGCUGGCUUACACUGGACACGAAGUGUUUGUUUAAAGAAAUGUUAUGCUUUGCCAGUUAUAAUAAAUGUUAUCAGUAUAUUGAUUAGUGUAUUUUGAGAAUGAGAACUCAGUACUCCGGUCUCAAACAUUUCUUUUUAAUCACUCAUGCAAUUACAGAGAGAACCUUUACCAUUUGCAUAUUGGACUGAUCCCACCUGUAAGGGCAGUCCAGAUCUGAAAUGUCAGUAAGUUAUCUCUGCACGAGAGAUACUCAACCCUGAACAAUUGUUCUGAUACUAUGUUUCUGUUGCCAGGCUUCAACUUGGCUUUCCCCAAGUUAAAAGGGUUAUCCAGACAUGGACCCGUGCUUACUGUGCCUAGAGGGGUAUCGGCUGACGAGCCCCACAGAAGGCUGAAACGAUAGUUGCUGUAUCUCUUGUUGAGAGAGAAUUUGCCAGCAUUUUAGUACUGGACCUUAUGAGUGGGAUCGGUCUGAUGUGCCGUUACAGAAAGCACCAGUUCCAAGGCACAAGUGAGCAAAAACUAUUUUGAGACCUGAGCUGGGAUUUACUGAAGGGCAAUCUACCGUGUUUCUCUAAGCUUUUGUCUGUUCUUAGAAUUCUCAUUCUCUGUUUUUGUUGGCUCUCCCCAAGUUAAAAGGGUAAUGCAGACAUGGACCCAUACUUACUAUGCCUAGAAGUGUAUCAGCUACACCUUGCUGACAGGGCCCAAAGAAGGCCAAAAUGAUCAUCCCACGUUGCUGUAUCUCCUCUAUAGGAUCAAAUCUUAAGAUGACCGUUUUAACAGCUGUUGCUAGCACCACUUCUUGUCAAGCUUUGUCAAAUUCAGGUUUAACCAAAAGUCAAAGUAGUCCCUAUGUUUGUCUUUUCAAAAAUCUUUUGACUGCUUUGAAAUGUCAGUGAACUUGUUCUGUAGAGGAUAUGAUUCUUAAAGUAUCCAUUUGACAGGGGUAAAAUGCUAGAGUAAAAAAACAAACCCCUUAUUAAAAGGGACACACUAGGCACCCAGACCACUUCAGCUCAUUGAAGUGGUCUGCGUACAGUGUCCCAGGUCACUUAACUGUGCAAAUAUUAUUGCAGUUUUUAGGAAACUGCAAUGAUUAGUUUUCACCUCUAGAGGCUGUUUACUAGACCACCACAAGGGGGACUUCUGGACUGUAAGGCAACUUUUGGUCGCACAACUGAUGCUGGAUGUCCUCACGCUAUGCAGGCGUAGACGUCCCGUCCAGCGUCACCCAAAACUCCAUAGGAAAGCCUAUAAAUCUUCAUGCAAGCACGGCCAUUGCCGACGUCGGGAGCGAAGGUGGCGUUGGAAAUAAGUAAGUAACAGAAUCGGUUUCCCUUAAAAUAGUAAACUGUUUUAUUAAAAAAGAAACCGUUGAAACACUUGAGGGAGUUUAUGGCAGAGCAGGUACUAUUUUUGGACAAAGUGCUAAAUUAUUAUUACCAUCGAAGUGGUAGCAACUUAUUUCGCAACCUUUUAAAAUGAUAGGGAAUAUUUAAGGGUAAGGAAGGCCCUGCUCAAAUGAGCUCACACUCGGAGGAUCUGAGCUAGGCCUACAUAUAGUUGGGUGUCUUGCUCAAGGACACUUACUGGUAAUGAUCUGUUUUGCCAUGCUAAAAUCCACUUACACUUCUAAAUGGUGAACAUCUCCACAGUCUGAGGUCCCACUAUUACGCCUUGUUAGUACUUAUAAAGAGGAGUUUGUCACAGUAUCUUCUUGCACAUCUCUUUGCUACCCUGACUCCUAGCUCCAGUCAAGCUUAAAUUAUGUAAUUUGGCUUUUAAUUUACUACAAUAAGGAGUUUUGUGAGUGCUAUGGAUUAGGCUACACUUGGAGAAGAUAUGGGUCACUGUAAUCUAGAAAGUUGCUGCUCUGGACCUUUUGCAGUUGUCUCUGCAGGCACUAUUUGAGCGUUCAUUCUUGAUAAGUGUCCACAGUCCAUUUUGGAGUAAAGGGUAAGUGAAAUGCCCUGGGGAGAACUAGCUUGUUAACUGGAAGGUGAUGACACAACUGGCAGGAUCUAACUGCAUUGUAUAGAUUUGUCACUAGAAUAUUGACAUCUGGGAAAAUUCCAAUGUAACUUUGUCAUUCUCUCACCCCAGUGAACAGUAUUAGAGCAUUGGGGUGAGACGUACAGUGGAGGUAAAUAUUAAAUACUUACCUCCCUAGCAUUUCAGUGUUCAGGACAUACACAUGCUGAAAAUUACCUCAUCUUCCUCACGUACACAUCGCCAGAAUCAGUUACAUGAUAUGACCGCAAGCCAUCAAAUAAAUCAAAUCUAAUCAGUUUUUUUGUUUUCCAUUUCAAGAAUUUAAAAAAAAUAAAAAAUCACAACCCGUAGCUAACUUUGCUAACGUAUCAAUCUGAUUCAAGCCCAACAUAUGACUGUUCCCUUCAACACAUUUUAAGAGACACCGCCACUGAGCAAUAAAACUAACUCCAAGCACCAUAACCACUACUGCAGGUUCAUUUGAUUUACCCGAGUCUGACAGGCACAACUCCCCAUCUCUACUCCAAUCAGACAGUGAGACAGAAGCUCUAUGGUGCUUUAAGUGUCACUUUAAAGGGAGUGUUUGUAUUAUUUUUUUUAAGGUUUUUAUUGGUUUGUCACAAGUCUUCCUUGGCAGUAAUAAUGAAAUGUGUCUUUAAAGCAAUGGUUUAUGGAGGGCUUUACCGUUUUACAGGCAUGUUAAUGGUAAUUAUUACAGUAAGUGUGUGUGUGUGUGUGGUUUGCUUUGGAGUGUUGAAAUCACAUUUAAUUAUUGGAGUUAAAGUAGGCUCAUGUUUUUUACGCUAUUAAUCAUAAAACUUUAUUGUUUCAGUAAAGAGAGGAAGCAUGGUUCAGAGAUGGAUACUGGAGAAAUUAGGAGGUUCUGCUCUAUAGCAUGAAGUAGUAACGGAGCAGAUAAAGUAAAUCCAUACAAAACUUUGCAACAGGAUAAUAAAGUUAAACUUGUCAAAUGUAUUGUUUUCUGUCCUUAAGGUGAUGCUCGGAGGCGCUUGGUUUGAAAGGGUCUUGGGUGACCCUGAUACAGUCUCUGCAGAAAAACUCUUGCAUCUGGCAAAAGAAGCGGCAAAAGAACAGUUGGGAAUUCAAGGGACGCCUAGCAGAACCAUCGUAAACUUGAACAAGGUGACGUGUUAAAGUAAAGUACCGAGUGGUCUUUAAAAGUGCGUGUUUUCAAGGAGACUUAAAGGACCACUAUAGUGCCAGGAAAACAUACUAGUUUUCCUGUCACUAUAGUGCCCUGAAGGUACCCCCACCCUCAGGGUCCCCCUCCAGCCGGGCUGGAUGGAGAGGAAGGGGUUAAACUUACCACUUUCUCCAGCGCCGGGCAGGGAGCUCUCCUUUUCGGCAGGAGCCACGCACGCAUUCAGCCAGUCCAUAGGAAAGCAUUCACAAUGCUUUCCUAUGGAUGCUGGCGUCUUCUCACUGUGAAAAUCACAGUGAGAAGCACGGAAGCUGUCUAGCGGCUGUCAAUGAGACAGCCACUAGAGGCUGGAUUAACCCAUUUAUAAACAUAGCAGUUUCUCUGAAACAAUGUUUAUAGAAAAAAGGGUUAAACCUAGCUGGACCUGGCACCCAGACCACUUCAUUAAGCUGAAGUGGUCUGGGUUCCUAUAGUGGUCCUUUUAAUACCUUCAAAAAGUUCCCGUAGGAGGGGAGGGCAAGACACAAAGUGAAUUUAUAACUUAAAGGAAUGUCAUUAGCACCAAAACAACUUUAGAUUAAUGGAGUGAUUUUGGUGUAUAAAACAUACCGCUGCAGUCUCACUGCUCAAUUCUGCCCUUUAGGAGUUAAUUCACUUUGUUAAUGUAGCCCUAGCCUCACCUUUCCUGCAUGUGACUUACAUAUUACAUGUGAAGAGAAAUCUUUAAUAUUUAAACAUUUUAUUGCACAUUUUGGUUUCAUGUAUAUUUUAUCUCCUGCUUUUUUAAUGGCCUGCUAGUGUCCUGCGUUUUUAAUUAAGUUUAGAGUAGGAGCUAAAAACUUCAAAAAUUAAACACACUGUGCUGAUUGAAAAUGAAACUAAUUUUUUUUCAUUCAGGCUGCAUCAGUCACAGCCAGAGGAGGUGUGCCCAGGGCUACACAAACAAACAUGAUUUAACUCCUAAAUAGCAGAGAAUUGAGUGGUGAUACUGCAGGGGCAUGAUCCAUACACCAUAACUGCAUCAUUAUGUUUUGGGGCUUUCUAAAGCCAAACUAGAUGAAUUAGAGAAACCGUCCAGUUUGGCUAUUUCGGCCUUAAACUUUAAAUUCACUUUGGAUUUGACAUUUCUCAUUUAGUGAAAAAAUGUAAGACUUUUUUUAUCUCACCUACCCUAUUCCGUGGUGGGGGUGGUGUUAAAAUGGAUUGUUGUAAUUGAUCCAGAUUGACUUUGUGCAUUUAUUUUUACACCUGAAAACUAAAUGCUGUUCUUUUCUUCGCAGACCUGUAUCCCUCAGUAUACAGUGGGGCACUAUAAACGGACAGGUAUGGACCAGCCAUCACAUUUAUCAUAGUGCCCGCUCUGGGUAUUCCAUGUAACAGACAUUAAUAAUUGUGAAAUUAGUGCAUUGUUAUUAGAAAGAUGAAAGCAAUAUCUGUAGGCACAUUCGCUCCUUGGAAGACUGAGGUCUAGGUAGAUAUGGCUUGGACUAAAAGAUGUGGUUGACCACCUCUUCCUCUCUUUGCAGAAAGCAUCUUCCACUUUAUCAAGCACCACAAUCUGCCACUCAGCCUCAUUGGAGCAUCGUACGAGGGCGUCUCUGUUAAUGACUGUAUUUACAAUGCCAGAAAAUCUGUACAACGCCUCUUUGGCAAGCCGAAAGAUUAGAAUCGUAGCCUGGCUUGGCCCAAAGACAUGGUCCUGUGUUACUGGUCAACUCAUUCACACAGAGCCAUCAACACUGAAUGAGUGAAUGGAUUUCAACAAACUUUGAGAUUUUAAUGUAUCAAGCAGUCAGGGGAACCUUUAAACCAUUGCAGAGCAGUUCUGAGGUCAAGGCCAGGCAACAGCAGGAGCAACAAAAUAUGCACCCCAAGUGUCCUGACUCCCAUUUCUCUAUUUAAUAGCAUUAAUGUGAUUGUGAGUGCAAGAUGUUUAACAGUCUGGUCACAGCAUGGAAGCGCUGUUUGCCAUUGUCUUUGCAGACAUCAGGGACUAAAACAUUGUCAAUUAAGCAUCCACACGAUCACAGUUGUUCACUGAAGAUAUUUCAAAGUGAAUUUUCUAUUAAAAGGUCUAAAUAGCGGAAUUCGAAAAAUUCUUAGUCUAUUUAAAUUUCCUUUAAAUUAUCUCUUUAGUAAAUAACCCUGUAUAUCUGAUACUCUAAAUAUUCACAAGGCCCUGUUUUUUUGUUAAUAGGAAAAGUCUAAGAUUAUAAAUGACCAUAUUAAAGCAGCACUGUCACACUCCCUUCCAUAUAAAUGAGUUUCUUAAAGAUGGAAUCUUUAUGCAAUACUGUUAGACUGUGUUGUAAUUUCACUAGGGGGGUGGGGGACGACAAACGACUGUGCAGAGCUACCUGGCUUUGUCUAGGGGCAGGAGCCAAAGAGGAGUUAAAACUCCCUUUUACCCGUCCGCACCGGACCCCUACCAGUGAUGUCACCAUCGGGGUUUUUGCAAAUUUUGAGAGUACCGCUUUAAUCGCAGCAUUAUAUAAAUAAAGUGACAUUUCAUAUCAUUAGGAAUGAAAUGGGGAGAUACAGGGACCUCGAUAAGCUUGGUAUGUGGGAAAAAGGAGGGAAUAACCCUCAGAUGAAGUUAUUUUGGCAGAUUGGAGACUGAUCCCAAAACCAAUUGAGUAUAUAGAUUUUUUUUAUCCUUUAUUAAAGAUAUUUUUAAAAAAGCAAACAAUAGGGAGAUCAAAAAUAUGUAUGAUGAGAACCUUUAUGAAAAACGAAAGGGGUAAAAAUUCUAUAUACAGAGGAGUAUAGUGCUAUUGCUGAAAAUCAGCCAGAUUUAACAAAGAUAGCAACAUAUGUACCAAAGUGUUGCUUUUUCUGAGAGUAGCCAGUCGGGUAUUUGUUAAAGUGACUGGAAAGAUAUCCAAGAUUCAAAUUAGCUGAUAAACUAGCAGGCAUAGGCAACCUUCGGCACCCCAGAUGUUUUGGACUACACCUCCCAUGGUGCUUUGCCAGCAUUAUGGAUGUAGUCCACAACAUCUGGGGUGCCAAAGGUUGCCUAUCUCUGAAUAAAGUUCAUUAGUGCUGGUAAUCAGCCACGCUAGUUUUUAAAUGUAAUGCCCAAAUGUCGUUGAGUUUGCUAAACAGUCACGAAUAUAUUCAAAGAAAUAAUAAAAGGCUAAUUAACCAGUGGAACAGCUAAUUAGCUAGAGCCAUAGUGAUCCAGAUGUUAAUGCAAAUAAUAUAUUUUUUAAUAGAGAUGCUAGUAUAGGGUAGAUAAACUAAGCUGUGUUUUAAUAAGUGCCUAAUAUUCUAAUAAACUGAAUUUCUAAGCUAAUUAUUAUACAGCAAUAAUAUGGAGCGGUAUUUUAGACGAUCUAGCAUCAUGUGCUGUGCCUUCGUGGGCACCUAUCGUCUGAGAAGAUUAAGGUUGCUAUAAUAAAGACCGCUUCUAUCAAGAUUAAUUUUAUCAAUAGAUAACGGCUCAGUCAACCUGCAGCUUCUUAGGCUUUAUAGACAUGUUGGAAUAUCUGUCUGCCGAAAGAACGGCAAAAUAUCGUAAUGAGAGAGGAAGAAUGCCAAGGUAAAUAGUCCUGAGCCAAGCCUUUUCCCCUUUCUCUUAUAUAAAGUUUCUCACCAUACAUAUUAUUUUUGAUCUCCCUAUUGUGAUAAUUUUUUGCUUUUUAAAAUAAUUUUAAUAAAAAGGAUAAAACAUUUCUUAAACUUCUCUCUACAUUCAAUUGUUUUGGGCAAAGUCUCCAAUCUGCCAAAAUAAUUAGAAUUUUUUAAAAUAUUUUUUAAAGCAAUCCUGUAUAUUUGUAGUCACCCCUAAUUUUAUUUUUUAAAUGCCAGGAGGUUCCCCCCUGUUCGUAAAUACUAUACUGGAUCCUAAUUUAAAUAAUCCUAUUACAACCAGAUCUAUGUCACUGUACCUAUUAUGAACAAACAUCUCAACAAUACAGACCUGUCCAAACCCAGCUGGAGUUAAAGAAUUAAAAAGUGUGUGAUUUGGAUAAUUUGGGGGAAGAAUGUAAGCAAACGCAAACUGACAUCUGUUCGUGAUGAAAAUAAACACAUCUAAAUUGGUUUCUUGAGCACUUUAUUUUAAUUUGAAAAACAAGAUGACAGAAUUUUUAAAAAUUUUGUGUAUAAGAAGGCCUUUAAAACGGGUUUGUCAUUUGAUUGUUUGCCUGUGUCCAAGUAGAAUAAUGGACUGCAUUUAGCGAUGUUCUCUAAUUAAGUUUUUCACUUACCAUAAUAAAAAAUAUCUAAAUAUUGAGAAGACCUGCAAGAGCGGUCAGUGAUUCGCCGGAGCAUCUAUUUGGAAAAUUCAGGGGUGUCCAAAAGGUAGACCCCCAGCUGUUGUGGAAGAACUACAGCUUCUGUGAGGCGCUGCCAUUCUAAAGGCAUGCAAUACAUUAUGUGAGUUGUAGUUUUAUAACAUCUGGGGAUCUACCUUUUGGGCACCCCUGUUCUAUAUAGAGUAGGAGACGUCCGGUGACAUCGUUGCAGUGUUAGAUUGGUUGCAAGUCACUUUAAUGUAUCAAGCAGUAAGGGGAACCUUUAAACCAUUGCAGAGCAGUUCUGAAAAAGCUUCACAACUUUAUUUUGCCAAAACUGCAUCAGUCUUGUUCUGUACAACUGUAGUGAUGGAUAAUUAUUAGCCACUACUAUCCCCUCCUAGGUAUACCAAGGAAAAUAAACGUGAUUAGACCUUGGUCACUGAGUAAAGUAGAUUUGAGUACGGUUUACAUUUGCUGCUUUUGUCGCCAUGCUCCCACAUGUUUUGGUGUGAUGCAGCAAUUGAUUCUCUUUACAAAUCUGUUUCUUUUACUGGGUGUGUCUAUUAAAAAGGACACUAUAGUCACCAGAACACCUACAGCUUAUUGAAUGUGUUCUGGUGAGUAUAAUCAUUACCUUCAGGCUUUUUGCUGUAAACACUGUCUAUUCAGAGAAAAUGCAGUGUUUACAUUACAGCCUAGUGAUAACUUCACUGGCCACUCCUCAGAUGGCUGUUAGAGAUCCUUCCUGGGUCAUGGCUGCCUAAAAUGCAUCCAAACUUUCAGUAUCUCCUCCCUCUGCAUGCAGACACUGAGCUUUCCUCAUAGAGAUUAAUUGAUUCACUUCAUCUCUUUGAGGAGAUGCUAAUUGGCCAGGGCUGUGUUUGAAUCAUGCUGGCUCUGCCCUUGAUAUGCCUCCUAGUCAGUCUCAACCAAUCCUACAGGGAAGCAUUGUGAUUGGAUCAGGCUACCACUUCUGAUGAAGUCAGAGGAAUUUCACAGGCAGAGGUAGAGACUUCACUGGCAUCUUCAGACUUGAAUAUAAGUAAGAUUGUACUAUCUUUAGGGGGACCACUAUAGGGUCAUGAAUACAUGUUUGUGUUCCUGACCCUAUAAUGAUCCUUUUAAGAAGUGCCACCUAGGCACAAAAUGCGUUUGCUCCCCCCCCCUAUUGCAUUGUGACACAUUUUAUAUUUAGAAAGAAAAAGAAAAAAAAGAUACUUGCUUAUUGAGGCAUCAUCCUAUUUGAGAGAUGCUGGACGUUUUUAACUUUAUUAGCAAUGUGUGGUUAGGUUAAUAUGCUGGGGGCAGUUAUAUUAUAAAAAAAAAAGGACACCACAGGCUCUCACAUUUUAUGCACAGUGUAGGUUAGAUGACAGUUAGCUAUACUGUGGUGAGUUAUUAAAAGGAAACUCCAAGCUCAUAAUUAUGGGAGGGAGGGGGGAUUAUUAAAGGGAAACUCUUACACUUUUGUUGUCUGUUUUCAAAUAAUGUCCAGCACUAUCCCUUGUGUGGUAGGUAAGUGCCUGUUUCUGUGUGAUGUGACAGACACAGCUUUCCCGGUCAUACCUUAUGAAAUCACAGCCGCUCGGGGCACUUCUAUACGCGUGUAUGUGAGUGAUUGUCGAAUUGUGUGUGGCUAAUUUUAUAAUGUUGCUAACCUGUAGGAUAGCAUGGCUAAUGAUUCAGUGCUGUGAUUAUUAAACUUACUUUAUUUUUUUAAAUUUGUGUGAGAGCGCAACUUAAAGAAUGUACGAGAGUAUGGCAAGGUUUGUCUCGAAUAAAAAAAUAAAAAGUUAGCCAACACCUAACUAGUGAGCCCGGCUCCUAAAUUCUAGAGAAGUUAGUCCAGAUUUAAGCGAGCCCAAAAGUUUGUUUGUGUUUUUUUGUGGUGCAAGAAAUGAUUUGCAUGAUUCCAGAUAAUGACACUUUAGGUAAGUGUCAUCACCUUAAACUAGAUCAACAUACAAUAAAUCAAAUCUCUUGAAAAAGAAAAAACAAACAAAGCAUCUCGGUAACGCUCAGUAUUCUUACACUAUGACGUGCAAUAAAUUAAAAAUCUCUAUGUAAUAGCUCUGUACACAGAAACAGAAGGAGUCAAUUAAAAUUUCCCCUCUGGAUCAUAUGUAACGACCACCGACAUAACGAGGCAGAUAUCUGGUAAAAAAAAAAAAAAAAAAGUAGCAAAUAUAUAUUCAAAAACUUCAAAUUGUUGAAUUUAAAUACUGAUUCAAGCACACAUUCCGUAACCGCUUCAGAGAGAUUAUACGCCAAACAGACUGGCGUAAGGCAACGUUUCUCACCCCCUCUUAUAUUCUUCUCUAGAACCGCGCACAGCACAGAAUAAAUUAUCUUUUAAAAAAUAGAUCCAUAUAUACAUAUAUAUGUACAAUACUUGUAGCCACAGGGAGCAUUGCUGCAGUGGAGCAGGAUAGGAGUAGUACAAGGUACAAAAAGUCACAGUAACAGUGCCACAAUACCAUCCAGCCCAAUGGCAAAUUUUCACAGUAAUAUCAUUACUUGUAUACAGUAGUGAGGCACUCUGAACAAAUCGUUGCUUAAAUAAAAAACAAAAAUCAUCAGCCUCCGCCAGGUUCUUCAUGUCAGAUCCCAUGCAGUCCACAGGGAAGAGUGCCCUCUGGUAAAGGUAGGACAUGAAAGAUGUCCAAAGGUCUCAAAAGGCUGAAGACGGGCAUUUGUUUGUAUGAAGUCAUCAAAAAGCACCAAGCAGGUGCAUUAGACUAACCAGCAUAUACAACAUUCCUGGGAGUCUCAAUCGUCAAGAUGGCCAAAUCCCCCACCCCAACCCAUACCAUUUCUGCAAUGCCCACGUAUUAGUACUCCAAAAAAAAGAAGAUUAAAUAAGGAGGGGCAAACAAGCUGCCCAAUUACAUUUCUGGAUCCCAUGCUCUGGAACGGUUCUCAAAGUCUAGCACCUUUGUUUGAUUCUAGACCAUGAGGAUUGUUCCAGGAAGUACGGUUUAAUGAUCUGAUAUCCAGAUUCUCUCUAGAAUCUCCUGCCUCGACACGAAGAUUUGAGAUCAUGGAUGACCUCCUAGCUGCCCUUGGUGCGAUUCUUCUGGAGUCUAGAUUUUUGUUCACGAGCGGUUUCUUGCUUGAGACUUUAGAUUGCUGCAUGUGUUGGAGUGCAAAUUUACCGGCCAUGUGGUCAUCUUCCCUUUUCCCCUUUACAUCAUCGCUCUCUGAAGUCUUUUUUACAUCCAAACCAUCUCCCAUGGAUUGGUUUACUGCAGUUUGAGAAAAUUUUGGAGGCACGCUUUCUGAUCCUGAAUGUCUGGAUGGAGACUGGACCUCUGCUGGCUUUCCUUCAGUUGUCCUGCUACUAGAGUCAUUACUGUGGUGGAUCAUCGCAGGAGGAGUAGGUCCACGCAUCCUAACAGGUUUCUGUGUCCUGGGAUCCACACCAAUAUCCACAGUGAUGUUUGUGUACAAUGGUUCCAGUUCUUUAGACAAUAAUUUGUAAGCAAGGGAAUUCAUCCCAUCCUGAGUCCACAUCCUCUGAGUCCUUAUGAGGAGAUCAAACCUAUUUUAGACAUUAAAAAAAAAAAAAAAAAGGGAGAGAUUUAGGAUUAC
This is a messenger RNA of Pelobates cultripes (western spadefoot toad), 21068 nucleotides long. The record is from the annotation of a GenBank genome assembly. Lineage: Eukaryota; Metazoa; Chordata; Amphibia; Anura; Pelobatidae.